Messenger RNA from Lottia gigantea (owl limpet), 496 nucleotides. RefSeq lists its product as hypothetical. Lineage: Eukaryota; Metazoa; Mollusca; Gastropoda; Lottiidae. The transcript is spliced from 4 exons. The coding region runs from base 28 to 453 and encodes 141 amino acids. The record is from RefSeq and is a predicted model, not a curated record.
CGGAGACCAAUAACAGUGGUAUUAAAAAUGGCAUCUUGGCAAUUCAUUCUAGUUGGCGUUUUAGCCGCCGUAGCUUUAACAUCAGCAGUAGAUUGUGAAUAUGAAGGUAAAACUUUCGCUGAUGGAUCUAAAUUUAAAUUACCAACAAGUGGUAAUUGUAUUGAGUAUACUUGUACAAAUGGUGGAUUUAAAACCACCAAAAAAGAAUGUGAACAGGGUAGUUCAUGCUUUCCACUUGGUCAUGAAAGUGUAAAUAAUUGUUAUACAACAGUUUGCCAACAAAAUGAUGAUGGAAGAAUUGGGUUUAUCAACAAAGAAAUAAAAUGUUCAGGUGACGAGGGAAAAUGUUUCAGUCCAGGAGAAGAAUUUACCAAAACUUAUCAAGGAACAGUCUACUCAAAGACAACAUGCACCGUUGAAGGAAAUGAUGUUAAUUAUGCUUUCCGUAAUUAAACUGUUAUUUAUUCAAUAAAUGAAAUAAAUGUACCUGAAAUGU